GCCACUGCAGAGGCAGGACGCAAUUGGACCCUGAACCUGAGAGAUCCUGCGAACUGUGCGACCAAUAAGGCUGCUCUUCAGGAGGGAGAAGCAAAGCCUCUUUCUGCCCCUUUCUUCCAUAAACAAGACAAACCUGGAACAAGUAAACCGAGAGGAGAGCUUUUGGACGAACAGCCCUCUUGAAGGAUGCAGGAAGGGAGUUGGAAUACGCCGCUCUCCAUCUCUGCGCUGCCACAAGACCGAGCACCAGGCAGGACUUCGGAGGUUGAUGGGGGUUUGUUUAAUGAGGCUUCUUCGCAUGGAGAACUCUACCUGGACUCAGUGACAGAGCAGGAUUGUGGAGAUGGAGACUUUGCAGAUCUUACUGCCUUCCUCAGUGCAGACGAAAUUAAUCGUAGCCUGGACCUGGCCUGGGAGGCCUUUAGUGAAUGUGAAUCUGAAGAACCAGAUCCCUCUAGUCUUACACAACAGGAGCAGGCUCUCCAAUCAGCCCCUUCCCAACUUGUGUCCCCACAAACUACUGAAAUCCUCAAUGUAAGCCCGAACCUGCACCACCAGACCAAAGCCCCCUGCCCGGAUGAAAGUGCAGCAGUUUCUUUUUCCUCCAGCCAGAAUGUACCCCUCAGUAAACCAGUACCUUUGCCCAGUGAGGAUUCCUCCUCUGCUGAGAAGGUUGUCCACCACAAACCCAUCCAGCCAGUGUACAAACAGGAUAAACCCAGGCUGGUUCACGAAGGCCUGGAGCUGAAUGAUCGGGUGGGUUCAGCCACAGAGUUCUGCAGUCGAGCUGCCACUUUCAUUGAGGAGCUGUCGUCCAUUUUCAAAGGUUCUUCUCACUCAGAGCAGCAGGUGGAGGAGGAGUCCUCCUCUCCUGACAGUGGCUAUCUGUCUCCGAGAAGCCAGAGGCCGGCUCCUCAAGGGUCGGCCUCUGCUCCCUCCCUACCCUCCGGCCAGCGGGAGGACACCAAGAGCAGCCAGCCAGAGACAGGCCUGCAGCCUGGAGGCCUGCUGGGUGAGGAAGCUGCUGAGAUGCAGCAACUAUCUGCAGCUCCAGCAACAUCUGGAGGCCUGUUCGCUCCACAGUUCCUCCAAAAGCUGAAAAGUCAGGAAGUAGCAGGAGGAAGCCCCAUAAGACUGGAAUGCAGAGUCCAAGGAAACCCCCUUCCACUUGUCCGGUGGUUCUGUGAAGGCCGGGAGCUGCAAAACUCUCCUGACAUACAAAUCUGGAGGGAUGGUGACUUGCACACGCUGGUGAUUACUGAAGCCUUUGAGGACGACACGGGACGUUACACCUGCGUGGCGUCCAACAGCCUUGGAGCAGAUAACACCUCUGCUGAGGUUUACAUUGAAGGGGCGUCGUCAUCAGACUCAGACGGAGAGGGGGCGGGGUCGAAGCCCAGAUCAGGAGCCAUGCCUCAAGCACAGAAAAAGACUACUUCAAUGUCCCUAACAAUACGCUCCUCAUCCCCCAAAACCCUCGAUGUGCUUCCUCAUCGCUCCACGCUGGUCCAGUCCAUGUCUCAGCCCCCACAGCGGAUGCAGAGCCCCGUGUCAUCGCUGCAUGGUGGCGAGGUGUCUGGCCCUCCCCUGUUCACCAAGCUUUUGCAGGACACGCAGGCAUCAGAGGGCCAGGUGGUGGUUCUGGAGGGCAGAGUCCGAGGAAGUCCUCCUCUGAAGGUCCGAUGGUACCGGCAGGGAGAGGAGAUCCUGGACUCUCCUGAUUUCCGAAUUCUCCAGAAAAAGCCUCGAUCUGCAGCUGAGCCAGAGGAGAUCUGCACCCUGGUGAUAGCAGAGGCCUUUCCGGAGGAUGGGGGUCUGUUCUGCUGCACAGCGUCCAACCUGCACGGCUCCGUCAGCAGCACAGUCCAACUCUCCGUCACCCCAGCGGCCGAGGACUCAUCCAGCAACGGCGUGUCUGCCGAUAGCUCCGGCUUUGAGGAGGCGAUGUCCUUCCCUCCUCCUCCUCCACCACCACCCACAGAGAUCAGCCUCCUGGAGCUGCCGCCUAAGACGCUGUCCCAACCUGCGUCCGAGAGUUUCCAUGUCAAGGAGCUGCAGAUCUGGCCCAGCGUGUCGGCUCGGCCUUCAGUCCAGAUUAGCUCACAGGUGGAGGACAAAGAGCAACAACCGCUACACAAUGGCCAACCUCCUAAUCUCCCAUCACCCCCAAGAUUACCUGAAGAGAUCCCACUCCCGCCCCCACCUCCACCUCCUCCUCUGCCACAGACUGACCCUGCAGCCCCAGCCCCCCCAAGUCCAGUCCAUACGGUACCAGACUCCCCCCCAGCUCCCGGCAAGCUGUCUCCAUCCCACGGGAAAGAUGGUCCUCCACUGCCCACCAAGCCCAAACCCAAGCUAGCUGGCGCUAUAGACGGGGAGACACAAAACUACAGAAACGCGGCCCAGCUGAAGCAGCUGCAGGACCAGAUUCUGUUGGAGCAGCAGGAAGCAGACACCUGGCAACGGCAGCAGCAGGAGCAGCAAAACCAGGACAUCCCGCCGCCACCCCAGCAGCCGCUCCAGGAAACACCUCCACCUGCUUCUGCUUCUCCAUCUCCACCUCUCCCCCCUCCUCCCUCCUUCCAGGAGCUGGAGAGCAGCACAGCCAUGCAGGCCAGCACCUUCAACUACGCCCGGCCCAAGCAGUUCAUCGCCGCCCAGAGCCCCGGCGGGGCGGGCUUCGCGCCGCAGUCCUCCGGCUCCUCCGGGUCCAGCCUGUCGUCCCCCAUGUCUCCUCCCACCUCACACAAUACCUUCAACCGGGUGGCCCUGCCCCCCUUCACCAAGUCCGGCAGCGUGGAGUCUCCCACCUCCCCCUCCUUCCCCCCUCCGCCGCCACCCUUCCUCAGCAACCUGUCAUCUCCAUCAGGCCCCGCCCACGACUUCCCUCCUCCACCACCGCCCCCUCUCACCAUGUCUCCAUCCUACUCAGAUAUGUCCUCGCCCUUCUCCUCCGUCCCUCCAUCUCCUGCAUCCAGCUUCCUGUCCUCGGUGUUGCCCUCCACACCUACCACACCUACCACACCUACCAGUCCCAUCGUCAACGCCCUGGGCCUUCCUAGAGGAAACGGGACUGUCAAAGCGUUCCCCAGGAAGUCCUCGGUCACCAAGACACCUCGCGGCGUCUCUGACUCGGACAUCCAGGGAUCCAAGGAUGCCGUCAUUCAGGAUUUAGAGAGGAAACUGCGUUUUAAAGAGGAACGGCAGAGCAAUGGCCAACAGAAGUUAACCUAUGAGGAGAAGAUGGCUCGCAGACUGCUGGGUGCUGACAACGCUGCCACAGUCUUAAACACACAGGACACAGAGGACGAGCCGGUCACACAGGAAGACAAGUCAGCUGAUAGGGAAUCACAUCCUCAAAAGGAAUACAAAGUGUCCAGCUUCGAGCAGCGCCUGAUCAGCGAGAUUGAAUUCCGUCUGGAGCGUUCUCCGGUGGAGGAAUCGGACGAUGAUGUGCAGCACGACGAAGACUCCGCCGGCCACGGGACGGCGCCGUCCUUUGACCAGAAGCUCAAACACUACAAAGUGUUCGAGGGCAUGCCAGUCACAUUCUCCUGCAAGGUCAAAGGAGACCCCAAACCCAAGGUUUACUGGUUUAAAGACGGCAAGCAGAUCUCCAAGAGGAGCGAGCACUACCGGAUCAGCCGAGACCCCGAUGGAACCUGCUCUCUGCACACCGCUGCAGCGUCACUGGACGAUGACGGCAACUACACCAUCCUGGCUGGAAACCCGGAGGGCCGGGUGAGCUGCACCGGCAGGAUGAUGGUGCAGGCGGUGAACCAGCGAGGCCGCAGCCAGAGAUCGACGCCAGGGCACAUGCGCAGGCCCAGGUCCAGGUCCAGAGACAGUGGCGAUGAGAACGAUAACAUCCAAGAGCGCCACUUCCGCCCCCACUUCCUGCAGGCCCCCGGUGACCUCAUCGUCCAGGAGGGCCGCCUGUGCCGGAUGGACUGCAAGGUGAGCGGCUUGCCAACUCCUGACCUCAUCUGGCAGCUGAACGGUAACACCAUCCGCCCCGACUCUGCCCACAAGAUGCUGGUGAGAGAGAACGGCGUGCACUCGCUGGUCAUCGAGCCCGUCACGAGCCGCGACGCCGGCAUCUACACUUGCAUCGCUAGCAACAGAGCUGGACAGAACUCCUUUAACCUGGAGCUCAUCGUGGCAGCCAAGGAGAUGCACAAGACGCCUUCGUUUGUUGAGAAGCUGCAGAACACAACCGUUGCCGAGGGCCACCCUGUACGACUGGAGUGCCGCGUGACGGGGGUUCCCUACCCACAAAUCUUCUGGAAGAGGGAGAACGAGUCAUUCACUCACAACACGGACAGAAUCAGCAUGCACCAGGACAACUGUGGCUACCUGUGUAUGAUCAUCCAGCCGGCUAUGAAGGAAGAUGCUGGAUGGUACACCGUUUCAGCCAAGAACGACGCUGGAAUCGUAUCGAGCACCGCCCGUCUUGACGUUCACACUCAAUGGCAGCAGCCCAACCUCCCGAAGCCCAAGAAGGUGCGUCCCUCCGCCAGCCGCUACGCCGCGCUGACGGAGAGGGGUCUGGACGUGAAGGCGGCCUUCUUCCCCGACUCCAGCCCGCUGCAGCCCGGCGGCCUGGUGGAAAGCGAUGACCUGUAAUCGCUGCACAACAACACAAGGACUUGUGACAUCAGUUCAGAAACCCCCUGAAAGCUGCCCUGGAUUCCAGCCCCCCCUCCGAGACACACCCUUGACGGCGGAGAGGAAGGGCAGCGCUUCACCUCAGUCCACCACCACUGAACUGCAGAUACAGGAGCAAAGUGACAGUCGUUGGAGGGAGAUGGUGCAGCUGUGGUUUUCUUACAUUUUAUAAACCCAUCACACAUUAUAGAAAAGAAUCCAUCAAGUUGACCUGGAAAAUGAUUGAAGUGCUUAGAGACUUUUCAUAAGUGUUUGUUCAGAAGCCAUUGCAGAAGGUUGCCUAGUAAAGUGCCUCUGAAUCUUGUAAAGAUACAACACAAGUUUAUCAAUAAAACACAUACUUACUAUGCAUGCUUAAGUGGUGCCACUCGCACUUCUCAGACUUAAACUGUAUCCAUAGGUAACAUUUCUUACCAGCCACGUGUAGAGGAGAAAAAGAUGGCUAAAGGAAGCUUCGUCAGUUGGAUGAAGAUCACAGUUUUGAAUAACCUGCUCAUGAAGCAUGAGAACCUUACAGCCCCAACGUUGAUGCAUUAUAAAUUAGGGAUACUGGAAGAGGCCGGGCCUUAAACUGUACUUUUUUUUUUUUUUAGCAGAAGAAAUGGGUAAAUUAAAAAAAAAAAAGUUUGUGGGUGGCUGAAGCAAAGUUGGAUUUAAAAGGAAAAAAGGGAAAAUGCAGGUUGAAAGAAGGAUAUGAGGGACUGGAGAUGAAGAGCAACAGUGAAAGAAAUGCAGCGGCGACCGCUCAUGUUGGGGAUUUUCUUUCCUGCUUCAUUAGUGAUUAAUUAUUCUGAAGUGUGAAUUGACAUGUUCUCACUCAAGGGAGGGUGCUGUGAAAAGUUUCAGUGUAUUUCUCUCACACGUCACAGAUUGUGCAUUUUAUUUUUGUAUGAAAAGAAAAAAAAAAGACUAUUUACUUUCUCAAGAACCAAGACUUUAAAUUAUACCUGAAACCUUCUGUUCACCGAUGAAUCUGCUUGGAUAAUGAAGUUUUAUGACAUAUUUACUGCCUUAAUCCACUUAAAGAAAACACCAUUUCUUUGCAUGUUACUUUUGGACACUUUUAUUGUGCCAAGGCGCUUUUGCCAGGAUGUAUGAAAACACAACUUUCUUCCAAUAUUCUGAGAUAGGAAACGAUCACCAAUAAUCAUUAAAAAUAAAAAUAAAAAGUUAUAUUUAUAUGUAUCAUUUUUGUCUCUUCUGUAAAAUGUACACGGUGGAAGUUUUCUUUUCCUGUUGAGGGUUUUGGAGCAGCUCGGCGUUGGCACAUUUCUGUGCCAAAAGAUGACUGUGUAUGAACUAUUGUCCCGAUAUUUUAAGUUACAAACGUGAAUAAAAAUUGAAACUCUUCAGA
Messenger RNA from Cololabis saira (Pacific saury), 6022 nucleotides. It is a transcript of the gene palld, whose product is annotated as palladin, cytoskeletal associated protein. The record is from RefSeq and is a predicted model, not a curated record. Gene Ontology annotation, cellular component: axon; plasma membrane. Bases 187 to 4626 code for a protein of 1479 amino acids. Gene Ontology annotation, molecular function: cell-cell adhesion mediator activity; protein kinase activity. NCBI's taxonomy places the organism in Eukaryota, Metazoa, Chordata, Actinopteri, Beloniformes, Belonidae. Gene Ontology annotation, biological process: homophilic cell-cell adhesion; axon guidance; dendrite self-avoidance. The transcript is spliced from 23 exons.